This is a messenger RNA of Dromaius novaehollandiae (emu), 1703 nucleotides long. RefSeq names its product replication factor C subunit 2 (gene RFC2). Bases 101 to 1132 code for a protein of 343 amino acids. Gene Ontology annotation, cellular component: nucleus; DNA replication factor C complex. The record is from RefSeq and is a predicted model, not a curated record. Gene Ontology annotation, biological process: DNA repair; DNA-templated DNA replication. Gene Ontology annotation, molecular function: ATP binding; ATP hydrolysis activity; DNA clamp loader activity. NCBI's taxonomy places the organism in Eukaryota, Metazoa, Chordata, Aves, Casuariiformes, Dromaiidae. The transcript has 11 exons.
CGCCCCGCCCCGCCCCGCCGGGCGGGCCCGGGAGCGCCGCCCUCCCCUCACAGCGCCGCGGGGACGGCGGGAAGGCAGGGCCGGGCCAGCUGCCGCCGGGAUGGAGGCGGAGGCCGCGGAGGGCGAGCAGGCCGGGCCCGCGGCGGGCGAGAAGCGGGGCUCCGCCGAGCCCCCGGCGGCCGCCGCCGCCGCCAGCGGCCAUUACGAGCUGCCGUGGGUAGAAAAAUACAGGCCCAUGAAGCUAUGUGAAAUAGUUGGCAAUGAAGACACUGUGAGCAGGCUGGAGGUCUUUGCAAAAGAGGGGAAUGUACCAAAUAUUAUAAUUGCUGGUCCUCCAGGAACAGGCAAAACCACCAGUAUCCUCUGCUUGGCUCGUGCUCUGCUUGGUCCUGCAUUAAAGGAUGCUGUUCUGGAGCUGAAUGCCUCAAAUGACAGAGGCAUCGAUGUUGUGAGAAACAAAAUCAAAAUGUUUGCCCAGCAGAAGGUCACACUUCCAAAAGGUCGGCAUAAAAUUAUCAUCCUUGAUGAAGCAGACAGCAUGACAGAUGGAGCACAGCAAGCAUUGAGAAGAACAAUGGAAGUUUAUUCCAAAACAACGCGCUUUGCACUUGCAUGUAAUGCCUCUGAUAAAAUCAUAGAACCUAUUCAAUCUCGGUGUGCAGUCCUACGUUACACCAAGCUGACAGAUUCACAAAUCCUUGCAAGGCUACUGAAAAUUGUUGAGAAGGAGGAUGUACCAUAUACAGAUGAUGGACUGGAAGCCAUUAUUUUCACAGCCCAAGGAGAUAUGAGACAGGCAUUAAACAACUUACAGUCCACACAUUCUGGAUUUGGCUUUAUAAACAGUGAAAAUGUUUUUAAGGUGUGUGAUGAGCCUCAUCCUCUGCUUGUGAAAGAAAUGAUACAACACUGCAUCAAUGCAAAUAUUGAUGAAGCAUACAAGAUUCUUGCCCACCUGUGGCGACUUGGAUACUCUCCAGAAGAUGUGAUUGGCAAUAUCUUCCGUGUGUGUAAAACCUUUCAAAUGCCAGAAUAUCUGAAAUUGGAAUUUAUCAAGGUUCCACUUUUGUUGGAAACGGCUUCUGAAGGGGAGUGUAGGAACUACAACAGAACCAUAAUCCUUAUGUUUUAAUACCACCUUGCAUGACUCAGCCUGAAAAAUUAAGUAGUUGACCACAUUAUUGCUCAGCAAUUUGGAGAUUCAUUUCAUGCUUGACAGGAGAAAACUUUGCACAGACUAGCCAUCCUCCGUCAAGUGGAUGUGCAGGGAAAUGAAGGAGGAUAACGAGCUCUUGGCUUAGCCCUGGAAACUGCUGCACUGAUCAGCCAGGAUUCACUGCCGUGCAGAGUGCUUUCUCCAGCUCCGUGUUUGCAGUUGGAGUUUUGUGGUACUUCAAGCAGAGCAUUCCUCCCCUUCAGCUGCAUCCCUUCUAAAUAAUCUUGGGCAUGAUCUGGAGAAAAGAUUGCACUGCAGUUUCGAAGGCUCUCCUUUAUACACAUGUUCGCUGGGGAUGCUCUUACAGCUUGGCAGAAGACUUCUUUAGAUUUUACGUGAUGUACUUGAAGUAAGAGGAAAAAAAACAAAGUGAGUCUGCUGACUUUUAAUGCCCACUUUCACCUUAACUCUGCUGCCUGUUACAUUGUCUUUCCAGUGGUUGGUAGUGAGGUACAUUUCUGAAGCACUAUAAAAUUUUAAAACCUAA